UCACGCACGACUUCCGACACCGGAAAAGCGACUCGCAUCAACAUGAACAAACACCCCCGCAGCUGUCAACAGAGCUCGAGACUAGAUUCACUCAUCACGCAAAGAACUUCAAUGAAUUAAUCGCGUGCAUUACUGUGGUCCGAGCGCAUUAUCUGCGGUGUGUGAUGCAGUGCGCUCGCGUGCGUAAUUUCUAUCAGUCUGACAGGUUGUGAAUGGAGAGCAGGAUGAGAUAACGGCUCAUGGAGGAGACAGUGAUGCAGUCUGUGCAUCAGGCCUCGAGCAGGAAUCAUUCGUAUCUGAAUAAUGUCUGUGGUUUAAAAGUUUAAUAGUGCAUGAAAGAGUUAGAAACACUGAGUUCAUAAGGACAGAGAGAAACCCUGAGCUGAACCAUGGACACUUUCCUGGACUUUGAGGAAUGCAUCAGAGACUCACCUGCAUUCAGGCAGUCCCUGGAUAAAUGCGAGAGUGAUGUUGCAGAACUGGAGAGUCGUGUGGAGAAAGUGAUGAAGUUGUGUAGUCAGAUGGUGAAUGCGGGUCAGAACUACACCUCCUGCAAUCAGCUCUUCCUGUCCGGACUGGCCGAGUUUACGGCGUAUCAUAAGAACGACAGUGUUAUUGUGAAUUGCCUGCGUCAGUUCAACCAAGGCCUACAAGAAAUGAUCCAGUUUCAGACGAUGCUGUUUGAUCAGACUCAGAGAGCCAUUACCCAACAGCUCACAAACCUGCUUUCACAAUUUGUGCCGCAGAUUCGCGACACUCGCCGUGAGUUUGUACGGAUCGGAGACGAUCUAGAUGCCGCCGUUGUGAAAAACGCCCAGGUCAGCCGACACAAACCCGUCGACGCUGAAAGAGCGACUCACCUGCUGCUCGCCACGCGGAAAUGCUACCAACACUUCGCCCUGGACUACUGCCUGCAGCUGAAUAAUUUCAAGGUCCAACAGAAGCUGGAUAUCCUGAAUUCGGUCUUCUCGUAUUUUCACGCUCAGUACACGUUUUUCCACCAGGGAUUCGACCUGCUGAGAGAUCUAGAGCCGACCAUGAAGACGAUGGCCUCACAGCUUUCUCAGCUGUCAACUGACUGCGCUGCCAAGAGGAAAGACCUGGAAAACACACACCUGCUCGUUCAGCAGAGGGAUGCGUCCGGAGAGGCGGUGAUUGUGUGUAAUCCGUCUGAUGAAGGAACGAUUCAAGGCUACCUGUUCAAACGCUCACGCAAGAAGAACAAAACAUGGAAGAGGUGCUGGUUUUUCACUGAAAAUAAUCAGUUAAUCUACUCAAAAUCACACAAGGAGCAGCCUGUUGUCCUGUUCGAUGACCUGCGUCUGUGCGCAGUGAAAUCUCUGGAUGUGAUCGACCGCCGUUUCUGUUUUGAGCUGCUGUCAGUGCAGAAGUGUUGUGUGUUACAGGCCGACUCGGAGGAGCUGAAGCUGGCGUGGAUUAACGCUGUUCAGGGCUGUAUAGACAUGGCGUACCGCGAUCAAGUAAUGGAUCAAAACACUCAGGUGAAGGAGAGCUCCACCCCUGUGCUCGUUCCAGACCCGCCCUCUCACCCCCCCGCUCUGGGCGUGGCUCUCCGUGGCAGCGGUAACCAGCGCUGCUGUGACUGCGGGGAGGCGGAGCCUCGCUGGGCCAGCGUGAACCUCGGCAUCACCAUGUGCAUCGAGUGCUCGGGCAUCCACAGGAGUCUUGGCGUUCAUCUGUCCAAAGUUCGAUCACUCACUCUUGAUUCCUGGGAGCCAGAACAGUUAAAGCUGCUAUGUGUUCUGGGUAAUGAAGUCAUUAAUGGCAUUUAUGAGCGUAACCCAGCAGAUGGACUACAGAAGCCCAGCGCAGGCAGUCCAAGGCAGGAUAAAGAACAGUGGAUCCGGUUCAAGUAUGUGGAGAAAAGAUUUGUGACGCGUGAUCCUGAUGGACCUGGUGCUGAAACAUCAAAGCUGCGUGCCGGAGAGAAGCUAUAUCAGGCGUCGCUGAACGGGGAUCUCGUUGCCAUGGCGACGGCGCUGGCUGAGGGUGCGGAGGUGAACUGGAGUAAUCCUGAGCGGGAGGGACGGACGGCUCUGAUUGGUUCAGCCGUCGGGGGCUCUCUGCUGGCAUGUGAGUUUCUGCUACAGAACGGCGCUAACGUGAAUCACAGAGAUCAGCACGGACAGGGCGCUCUGCACGCCGCCGCCACCUACGGACACACGGGGCAGGUGUGUCUGCUGCUCAAGAGAGGAGCCAAUCAGUACGCAGCCGACGAAAAGGGAAAUGAUCCACUCAGUAUCGCCAUAGAAACCGCCCACGCUGACAUCGUCACCUUGUUAAGAAUGGCCCGAAUGAAUGAGGAAAUGAGGGAUUCAGAGGGAUUCUUCGGAUCUGUUGGAGAUGAUGAAACAUUCCAGGAUAUUUUCCGCGAUUUCAGUAACAUGGCGUCACAUGACCCAGAGAAGCUCUCUCGCCGCCAGUUCGUCCGCAGCUCUGAGGACGACGAGGAGAAAAGCUAGAGCGUCUGUGCUCUCAGGUCAAGGGAGGUCAAAGGUCACGCUGCUGCAGUAUGGGACAAGGGAACAAAAUGGAAAGGAGGGAAAUCUUAAUGUUGCAACUAUUUAAAAACUAAAAAUCUCUUGGAGAGAGUGUGGAUCUAAUGUCGGAGUGUGCGAGCAUUAAUGUGACUGACGCUCAGCGUGUUUCCGGUCCGACUCAUUUCAUCCACACACACAUGAACUGACUCGGUUUUACUAAAGGCUUUUGACACGUAUGUUUAUGAACUAUUUUAUAUUGUGCUGCAGUUGUACUACACUGAACUUUGAAGGAUAUUCACACCUACAGUAAAUACAGUGGUUAUUUAAGAUAUUAAAGUCAACAUGAAACCAAAAGUGACCUUACUUUCUUAAUGCAUGUUCCUGGUCUUAUUGUGAAUGAUUAAUCAGUGCAGGUCAGUUCAUCAAAACUAAAUAACUUGGUCUUCCUCUAAAACAUAUUUCAUUUAGGCUUUAUUAUCGACACUUUUCAUCAUCCAA
Molecule: messenger RNA, 2999 nt
Organism: Ctenopharyngodon idella (grass carp)
Lineage: Eukaryota; Metazoa; Chordata; Actinopteri; Cypriniformes; Xenocyprididae
Product: BAR_ACAPs and ArfGap_ACAP domain-containing protein
Exons: 22
Coding region: 390-2483 (697 amino acids)
Cellular component (GO): cytoplasm
Molecular function (GO): GTPase activator activity; protein binding
Source: RefSeq, a predicted model, not a curated record